Molecule: messenger RNA, 7043 nt
Organism: Musca domestica (house fly)
Lineage: Eukaryota; Metazoa; Arthropoda; Insecta; Diptera; Muscidae
Gene: brat
Product: brain tumor protein
Exons: 3
Coding region: 1350-4475 (1041 amino acids)
Biological process (GO): negative regulation of translation
Molecular function (GO): protein binding; translation repressor activity; mRNA 3'-UTR binding
Source: RefSeq, a predicted model, not a curated record
CAAAAUUUUACCAUUUUCUAUAUCAUUCUGUUGUCGUUCUUCGUCGUCGUCGCGCGUAUAUUUCGUUUGUACGCCCGUUGUCCGUUGAAUUUGUAGUUUUACUCUUUUUUUUGUUGUUUAAUCGGCGUCACCCCUUGGAAAAAAUAACACUUUUUAAGCAAAAAAAAAAAAAAAAAACGAAAAAAUCAUUUACAAAAUAUUAAAAAUUGAAAAAGUUAACACAAAACAAAAAUUAUUCAAAGGAAAAACAUAGCAGAAAAUACAAAGAAAAGUAUUUGAUGAAAAUCCAACCAACAAGGCUUUUUCUCGAUAAAACCAACAAAACCCACAUUGUGAAGCAUCGCAAAAAAAAAUUGUUAAUAACAAGCAAACAAAAAAUUUUGAAGCACAAUCAAAUUUUGUGAAACAAGAUAACAAAAAAAAUCAAUUACCAGGAAAAAGGAAUCUUUUUUGUGUCCCCAUUAACUUGAGUAUUCUUUGAAUAUUCAGGAAAAAUUGAAAACCAAAUUCGAACACAAACAACAACAACAACAAAGUUACAAAAGGUAAAACUCACAAAACUUGCCAACAACAACAGCAACAAUUAGCAGAGCGCAACAAAAAUUGUUCUUUUUUUAUGACAACUUCAUCCAUCAACAACAAAACGAAUAAAAGCAACAAUAUUAUUCAUAAAACGCCGCAUUAUUUCGCAGCAGCAGCACAAAGAAAAUAGAGAGCAAAAGAAAAGAGAGAGAGCGUGCAAGAGACAACUGUGUUGUAAGAGAGCGAGCGCGGAACCAAACAAACAACCAAACGAAAAAAGACAAGGAAAUGUGUUCAAACGUUGGUGACCACCAUUUGUGUAGUGUAUUUUUGGUCACAGAGUUAAUAAAACAGAGAAGCGCCUAAACGUAUACUACACUUUUUUUGGUUCCACUGCAUUUUUACAGCGCCAUUAGGCAAAUGGUUUGCUGAGUGUGAAUUAUCACAAUCAAACAGAGAAGGAAAGAAAGAACUAGCGAAAAUAGAAGUUUUUACAAUUAAAUCAAACAAAUCACAUUCAAGACACCUAGUAAAGGAACGGAACAUAGUAUUAAAACGAAGAUCAUUAUCAAACACAAAAUAUAAAGGAAAACCAAAAACAAAACUAAACCCAUAAAAAUUGACCAUAAGGGACAGACGUACCAACGUCAACUUAACUACAAAAGAAAAAUCCAGCAGCAAUAGGAAGAACCAAUACAACAGGUUUUUUCCUCCCGAAAUAUUUUCUUAAGUAAAGCGCAACAGAAAACGGCUUCAAAAUUGGCAAGCUAAAGGAUAAUCUCAACCCACACAAUUACCCACAACAAUUUCAAAACGUAGCCAUCAAAAUGGCCACAUCUCCAACGCCAUCGUUGGAUUCCAUACGAGGUGGUACAAAUUCCAUUGAGUCCUAUAUUGAACAUAACGGUUAUCUAUCCGAUUCACCACUCACAUUAAGCGGUUCAUCGCCACCAGUUUCUGAUUCGGCAAUUUGUGAUGAUUUUGCCAGUGUUGUGGGUCAAACAGUAGUUGUCGGAGGUCAACAUACCAUAUCGGCAUCGGUGUCUUCGUCGGCAUCCAGCACAUCAUCCGCCUCGUCGUCGGCAUCAUCAGCAUCGUCUACAUCCUCAUUGUCGAGCAGUGGCUUAAGUGGUUGUGGCAGCACCUCAAGUAGUGCUUCGAGUACUGGCUCAAAUUCCGGAGGUGGAGGCGGCGGUGGUAAUGGUCCCGGUGUUAUCGGCAGUGGUAAGGGUAGUCCAUGCCAAACACUUUUGGGUAACAACAAUGUCAUUAAUGUCACCACCGCAAAUGGCACAGGAGCUGCACCCCGUUGCACAGCCUGCAAAAGCAAACAGUCCGAUGCUGUGGCCAAAUGCUUUGAUUGCAUAAGUUUUUUGUGUGGCAACUGUUGCACAGCCCAUGAAUUUAUGCAUUGCUUCAAUGGUCACAAUGUGUGUUUAAUUAAAGGAUUUGAAAGUGGCACCACACCACCAACAACAACACAAACACCCACCAAUAACAAUAACAACCAACAGCAAAUGAGUGGCAGCAGUAAUCCCAUGGAUUUUAAAUUUUCCAGUUCGCUUACCAUGAUGUUGCAGCAGCAGCAACAACAACAGCAGCAACUGCAAAAAGCAAAUUCCCAACAACAACAACCAUUGUCACAAUUAUCAAAAAUUGUCUUAAGCUCAGCAGCAGCCGCAGCAGCUGCCGCCACCGCAGCCUCGUCGUUUAAUAAUCAUGACAUGAAUUCCCCAGAUGCUUCGAUUAUGGGCCAGGACGAUAUCUUUUCCAGUAUGUUACCCUCGCUUAGGAGUCAACAUCAACAGCAGCAGCAGCAGUUGUUACAACAAACCUUGCAAAGCCAGCAAUCCCUGUUGUGUCCACGUCACAAAAACGAGGUGUUGAAAUUUAGCUGCCGCACCUGUUGCACAUUGGUGUGCAAGGAGUGUGUGGUGCUGGAACAUUCAUCGGGCAUGCAUGAAGUUGAACAUGUCCAGGAAAAUGGUCUGGGUUCCAUGAGCAAUUUGAUGGGCGGCAAUGGCGGCGGCCAGCAAUCUACACCCGAAACAGUCUUGCAGACAGUGUUGGGCGAUUUACGUGGCAAAGUGGGUGAAAUUGUAUCCCUAAUUGGCAGCAACAACACUCCCGGUGACAAUCAGAUACUCAAUGGCUCCAAAAUCAAGUUACAAUAUCAAAAAGCCCACAAUGAGGUGAAUGAAACUUAUCAGUUCUUCUGCUCCAUGUUGGAUGAACGUAAACAGGAACUGAUGAAAGAGUUGGAGGGUUUGUACAAUGCCAAAAUGGCCACCCAUUCAGCAUGGAUCCAGCGGUCCAAGGAAUUGAUUGAGAAGACCCUACAAACAUGCGAUGCCAUCGAGAGAUCGCCUAAAGCCCACACCAUUACCGAGGUUUUGAUGUUACGGAAAACUCUGGAGCUACAAUUACAGGCAGCUAUACAGGAACUGCAAAUGCAUUUCGAAUUGGAAUUUAUGUCAAACUAUCAGUCCAUACAGGCUGGUGUUAGGAACACUUUUGGUUAUAUUCGGGCCUCUUCAGGGGAUAUUAUGCAACAACAGACCAAGCAACCACCCAUUGCCCGGCCAUCGCAAAGCACUUCGUCUUCAUCAUCACAUGGUGGUGGUUCAUCGAAUUCCAGUGUAACGGGAGGUUCACAUUUACCCAGUGGUUUGGGUUUGUCGGCCCAACUGUUGGAGACAUCAUAUUCCAGUGCCCUAUUGGGCCGUAAUCACUUGCAAUCCAGCCAUAGUUCAGCAUUUGAAGAUUUGAUGGCAAAGCGAUACAAUUCCAAUGCCUCCAGCAAUGCAGUUUCAGCAUUUGUUGGUGUGCCCGCCAGCAAUCCCUAUGAAAAAUGGAGCAAUGGUGGUUCCGACAAUCUCUUCUCUUCAAAUGGUGCCGAUCCAUUCUCUUCAACCACCCCCACCCAAAUGUUGGGAGGUAAUGCGCUGACAAAUGGCUCCGCCUGCAACACCGUGGCCACCACAAAUGGUUUACCAACCAGUGCUUUAACAGCAUUAAACAUGACAAAUGGCAGCGGUUGCUCCAGUUCCGAUUCGAUCAUGGACUUAACAUCCAAGCUGCUAUCAGCUUCAAUAUAUCCACCCAAGUCACAAAUUAAAAGACAAAAAAUGAUUUACCAUUGCAAAUUUGGAGAGUUUGGUGUUAUGGAGGGCCAGUUUACCGAGCCCAGCGGAGUGGCGGUAAAUGCUCAAAACGACAUUAUUGUGGCCGACACCAACAAUCACCGCAUACAGAUUUUCGACAAGGAGGGUCGUUUCAAAUUCCAAUUUGGAGAGUGUGGCAAACGUGAUUCCCAGCUGUUGUAUCCCAACCGUGUGGCUGUGGUACGCAACUCCGGUGACAUUAUUGUCACUGAACGCUCGCCCACACACCAAAUACAGAUCUACAAUCAAUAUGGACAAUUUGUGCGUAAGUUUGGUGCAAAUAUUCUACAACAUCCCCGGGGCGUUACAGUGGACAACAAAGGUCGAAUUAUUGUCGUGGAAUGCAAAGUGAUGCGCGUAAUUAUUUUCGAUCAAAAUGGCAAUGUACUGCACAAGUUUGGUUGCAGUAAACAUCUAGAAUUCCCCAAUGGCGUGGUGGUAAAUGACAAACAGGAGAUAUUCAUUAGUGACAAUCGUGCCCACUGCGUUAAGGUAUUCAACUAUGAGGGCCAGUAUUUGCGCCAGAUUGGCGGUGAAGGUGUUACCAACUAUCCCAUUGGCGUGGGCAUCAAUACCAAUGGUGAAAUUUUAAUUGCCGACAAUCAUAAUAACUUCAAUUUGACCAUAUUCACCCAGGAUGGACAAUUGGUUUCGGCAUUGGAAUCGAAGGUGAAACAUGCCCAAUGUUUUGAUGUGGCAUUAAUGGACGAUGGCAGUGUUGUGUUGGCCAGUAAAGAUUAUCGUCUCUACAUAUAUCGUUAUGUGCAAGUACCACCAGUUGGUUUGUAAACAAAUCAAAUAAUAAUAUUAAUUAUUAUUAUUAUUAUUAAUAUUCUUGUUUUUAUAUAUCAUAAUAAUUAUUAAUUAGUUAGUUAUGUGUAUGUAUUUUCUAGUUUCUCCUACUCCUCCCCCUUUCUCUACCUUGGCUAUUUAUUUCCAUGCUUGUUUUUAGUCUUGUAACACUCCCCCUACCCCACACACCCACAAAAAGAGAAAAUUCUUUCCAAAAAAUGAAUUUGUUUUUAUUUUUAUAAAUGUAUUUAAUAAGUUAUACACACACACAAGAAUUAGUAGUAGUUUAUUUUUUAUGAAUAUUAUUAUUAUUAUUUGUUUUUAUUAUUAUUAUUAUUUUUUACAAACGUUUUAUAUAUAAACAAUAUAUUUACAUAAACAAAAAAAGAAAAAUAUUAAAGAUAUAUGAUGUUGAUUAAUAUGUGUAAUGCUUAAGACAAAAAAGUUGUAAUUCCUUGAGAUAAUGUUUUGAUGAUGAUGAUGAUGAUAAUUCAAAGGAGCGAUAAUGAAAUGCUUAAAUAUCUAUAAUAUUAUUAUACGUCUUUUAGAUACUACUUAGGUCGUUAACGUAAAACAGUGUAAGAAUCUAUGAAGAUUUAUUACACAACACCACACAUCUUAAGGUUUUUUAUUUUAUUUUGUAAACAAAACAGAAAAAAACAAAAAACCUUUUUGCAACAAAAAUGGACUGAGCUUUGUUUUGAUUAUUUCUAACAAAAAAAAAGAAACAAAAUAACUACAAAAAAAGAAAAAGAAAAGAAAACACACAAAACAAACAAAAAACCCAAACAAACACACACACAAAAGUUAAUCAUGAUGCUUUUUUAUAAUUCUAAAAACUUAAAUUAAGAAGAAGAAGAAUAAUUAAUCUCCCUUAUUUAAUUAAUUAUAUGUGUAGUAGUAAAACUCUCUUACAAAUACAAAAUAUAUAUACAUAGGAACAUAAAUAGGUUAGGAUUUUACGGAGCGUAUUUAUUCAAGGCUCAUUUUUUAUACUCUCAGUCUCUCCUCUCUGGUUAUUUUUUGUCUAAUUUUGUUCUGUUUUUUUUUUUUUUUAGUUAAUUUGUGUCACAUGAUGAAAAAACAAAAGCAAACAUGACUGAGCUCUUUAUAAUGUAAUGUUCUCUCUCUCUCUUAAAGUUGAGAGUAUAAGGAUUACAGAUCCAAGAUAGAUAGGCACAAUUUGGCUUGGUUUGGUCGCCAGGGAAACCUGACUGAACCAGGCCAGGCUAUGUGAGCUAUUUUGUUGGUGGCUUUUAUCCUCAGGCUCUUUAGAAUCGUAGUUUUUUGUUUAGUUUUUCUUUUUUUACAAACCAAAAUGAUUGCUCCCCACAUAACUGAACUCACUCCAUGAUUUAUUAGUUUUUUGUUUUUCAUUUUGAAGAAGAAGAAUGUGAACGAAAUGAUUUUUCUUUUAAACAGGACCAUGAAAUCUCUUUUUUUAGUUAGUUGUAUUUCCAAAAACAAACAGAAUUUAUUGUUUUUUUUUAUAUUUUUGUGUGAAAAGAAGAAGCUCAGUUUUUUUGAAACACUAUUUUUGUUUGACUCGCAUUUCUCUAUGAAUUGUGUUGUUAAGAGUCUCUCUCUAGCUCUCUCUGCCUGAACGAAUGUUUGUUUUAUUUUUCACACAUAAUCAAUCUCAUGCUCUCUCGUCGUUGUCUCUACGCCGCCUGCCCAUUUUUUUGUAUUUUAUGUUUUUAAAUUAUUUAUUUAAAAAAUAUUAUAUAUAUGUAUGUGUUUUUUCUGUUCUCUCUGUUUUUUUAUUGUUGAGGUAUAUACAUAAUUUUAAGUAUUUUUGUUUUUUAUUUUUACUAUUAUUAUUUUUUAAACUAAGUUAGCAUUUCGUUUUUAAAGUAGUAAACAAUGGCCCACAUAAAUUUGUAUGUAAAACAUUUGGUUCAAAUUAAUAGUUUUUUUAUUAUUAUUAAAAUCAUUUUUUGCUUUACAUUUUAGUUUUGAAUUUAUUGCAUUUUGUUACAUUUUUUUUUUAUUUUGGUUGUUUUCAUAUAUAUUAUUAAUUUUUUUUAAUCACACAAAUUGUUUACAUACAAAAAACGCAAAAAAAUUAACGACCAAGAAAUACGAUUUUUUAAAAUAUUUUUUUUUAAUUAACUAUUUUAUAUAUACUCGCAUUGAUUUUCUUUGUUAAUUGUUUAAGUUAGUAGGUAUGGCAUUAAUACAAGCGAAAAAAUAAUCUGAAACGAAUCUUUUUUUGUUUUGAUUUAUUUUUAAUUCAUAUUUUUUAUAUAUGGAGUAUUGUAUUGAAAAAAAAAAUAUUUAUUUUUUUUGUCCUCCUCCUUCUCCCCCUACCAAUUUUUUUUUUGUUUUUCCUCGCCCUCCCUCCUUCCCGUUCCUCCUCCUCCCACCUAAAAAUUUCAAUGAAUUUGUAAAUUUUUUUCAUAGUUUUAAAUGUAUGUUUUUUUGUGUUUUUUAUUUGAUUUGAUUUUUUUAUAUAAGAACUGAACAAUUUUUGUGCGAAGCGAAAUAAUAUAAUGAUUUUGUUAACUUUUUUUUAUUAUUAUUAUUAACUAUUAUAUAAAAAUCGAAGAACCGAAAACGUAAAAA